This is a messenger RNA of Maniola jurtina (meadow brown), 1246 nucleotides long. RefSeq names its product zinc finger protein 845-like. The transcript is spliced from 5 exons. Lineage: Eukaryota; Metazoa; Arthropoda; Insecta; Lepidoptera; Nymphalidae. Gene Ontology annotation, biological process: regulation of transcription by RNA polymerase II. Gene Ontology annotation, cellular component: nucleus. The record is from RefSeq and is a predicted model, not a curated record. Bases 88 to 1239 code for a protein of 383 amino acids. Gene Ontology annotation, molecular function: RNA polymerase II transcription regulatory region sequence-specific DNA binding; zinc ion binding; DNA-binding transcription factor activity, RNA polymerase II-specific.
UUGUCUAUGAUCAAUUGUUUUGCAAACAAAACAUUAUUUUUUGUUGUUAUUUUCAAUAUAAAAAUAAAAGGGUGCUAAUCUAAGGAAAUGUAUCCCUGUAAUUGCUGUAGAACAUGUUUAAGCACCCAAAACUUGCAUCCUAUAUUCAUAAUUCCCGAGCAAAGUGAUAAAUAUACGAAAGCCAUUCACACAGCCACCGGUGUAAAGGUAGAAAUCAACGAUAACAUGCCACAAGAAAUGUGCCUUAACUGCAUUAAUUUUAUUAAUGACUCGUUAAAAUUCAGAAGAAUAUGUGAAGAAGUUCAGAACAUGUUACUUGAGAAUAAAUGCAAUGGAAUAAAAUUAGAGACCUCUAAAUUCAAAACGGAAGACAGAAAUCCUUCAAUAGAUAUCACGGAUUCUUAUGAUGAUGAUUUUAAGGAUUUUGACGAUAAUAUAACAUUAGAUACGUUACAGUUUCACGAAGUGCCUAUUCAGAAUCAAACUGAUAGUAACGAAAAAAUUGUUGUAAAUACAAUUGAAAAUCACGAGCAUGUGGAUAGUAACGAAAAAAUCAUCGCUGAAAAUGAAAUUGAUAGUAAAGUAAUAGAAAUAGUAGAAAACCCAAUAUUAUUCAACAAAAAGAGAAAAACAAGAGUCAAAACAGUGAGAAAGAAAGAGAAAAGAGAUGAAAGUUGUAGCAUUAAAGUGAAAGAGGAGAUAGAAUGUGAAUUCUGUCAUAAAAUCCUAACAUCUAAGCUAUCUUUAAGAAACCAUUAUAAAAUACACACCGGUUUUGAUAUAGUUUGUGAGCAUUGUGGAAAGAAGUUCAUAACUCGUCGGCUCCUGCUGAUGCACUGCAGAGCCAAGCACGGCUAUGAGAAGACUGACAAGUGCUCCUACUGCGACUACCGGGCGUCCAACGCUGAGCAGGUCAAGAUACACGAACGUCUGCACACGGGCGAAAAGCCGUUUGUGUGCAAGACGUGCAGCGCGGGCUUCCAUCGCAAGAGCAGCUACCUGCAGCACGUCGCCAUACAUCUGCCUGAGAAAACUGUGCAGUGCGACCAAUGUCCAGCGAGGUUCAAAUCAGUGACACUGAUGCGUAUCCACAAGAACCGUCACCGGCCGUCGCCCUACACGUUCAAAUGUGGCGUGUGCAACAACAGCUUCGCGAGACGACGCAACGUUGCCAGACAUCUGCAAAGAGUGCACGGGCUGACCCAAGACCAUCAUAUACACAGGAUUAAAAUACAUUGAAGCAGUG